AGUUUCAUUUGGCUUCUCCUAAAUCUCACAUCGGCUCCGCGGAGCUGUUUAUGUUUUCGGUUUCUCAUUUAUAGUUUGGAAAAUUCAAAAUCCAUAAAAAAAAUUGAAAGAAAACUUUACUUGGUUUCGGAAUUCCUCUUCUAGCCAAAUUUUUAGAUAUGUCUGCGAUGUGGCGCAGCACUUUGACCGGGACGCGAAGCCACCUUUUGCCCCGGCUUUCGAGUGUCAUUUCCGGACGGCUGUAUGCCACCGAUCACAAUCCACCCCCCAAGUGCAGUGACUCGGCUGAAGGUGGCAAGUCAUGUGGCAAAUUGCAAGAGUGCGGAGAUCUUCGGUACGAGAAAAAAGAGCCACCAAAGGGCGAGUUUCAGUUUCAUCAUUUGGUCAAGCAGCCACCAGAAUGUUGCGAAGACCCCUGCCAAGAAAGGAGUCCGAAAUUCGACGAUUGCUACUAUAAGAUCUCCGACAAGGCCAAACGCGUAUACCAGGUCACCUGGGUCGAGUGCCCGCCCAUCCAGAUCAAGCCCAAGAAGAUCUGUUGCUUCAAGAACGCGAAGCAUCCGCCCAUUCAGCGUCGCAAGCGCAAGGACUUUGUGGCCGCCGCCGAGUGUCCCAAGGAGUGCACAAAUGUGCCAGAUGGGCCAUGCCCCAAGAUCAAAAUGCCCGGCUGUAGGCCCGUGGGUACCACCUCUUGCUACAUUGUUCGCCGCAAGACCGACUGCACCAAGGUGAAGACGCCAUAUCCGGCUUUCUCGGAGUGUUCUCGCGGUCGCAUUCGGCCGCCGAAGCGCAUCGAAUGCAACUGCCUGGCCAUUCCAAGCCUGUGUGAAAUUCUUGCCGAGCAGCAGCGGCAAGAGGGUAAUCCCGGCAACAAGCAAUGUGGCGGCAGCAGGGGCUAGGAGCUACCUCAAUCGUGUGUAGUUACUAUAACAGUUGAAAUUGGGUCGCUUUUCUACACUAGAGUGAGUGUAUUGUUAGUUGGGAUAUUCCGAACCCGAUUCAGUUAACACCUUCCUUUCAUGGGUGAAAUUCCAACUUUAAAUAAACCGAAACUCAUACCAUA
Molecule: messenger RNA, 1063 nt
Organism: Drosophila serrata
Lineage: Eukaryota; Metazoa; Arthropoda; Insecta; Diptera; Drosophilidae
Source: RefSeq, a predicted model, not a curated record